Molecule: messenger RNA, 1982 nt
Organism: Trifolium pratense (red clover)
Lineage: Eukaryota; Viridiplantae; Streptophyta; Magnoliopsida; Fabales; Fabaceae
Product: 50S ribosomal protein L27-like
Exons: 4
Coding region: 1254-1718 (154 amino acids)
Biological process (GO): translation
Cellular component (GO): ribosome
Molecular function (GO): structural constituent of ribosome
Source: RefSeq, a predicted model, not a curated record
CGUUAAUCCCUUCAUUUCCUCCUCCUUGCCGGAAAACAGCCGCCGCCGCCGCUCAUUUUCGCUCAUUCGUAAGUUCUCUUCAUCAUCCUUCUUCUUCUCCAUGUUGAACCCUAUAGUACCAAAACUUAGAUUCUAGUAUUUUUCUUUCAAUCUACAGUGAUUUUCUUUCAAUCUAUGAAAUUGAUGUGUAUUUCUAUCUUCUGAAUAAUUAUACUAGACUUUUAUGUUUAUUUUUAUUUGAUAGAUUUUUUUGUUCUAUAUCAAAUUCGGAUUCCCACUAUUGGCAUAAACCCUAAUUCUUCAAAUUUGGAUAAGCUUGAAAAGUUGAAAUUGAUCGAUAGAAUCUCAAAUUGGAAGUGUAUAUGUGUAUUUGGUGCCUUUAGUUUCAUUGUACACUGUUCAAUUUGCCUAUCCAUAAAUAAUCAAAUUGAACCUUCCCUAAUUAUUCAUACAAAAAUCAUUUUUAUUUCAUUCCCAAAUCCAAUUUGAACCCUUUUUACUGAAAUUUAAGCAUAAAAUUUAAUUUUAAGUCCUUAACCAUUUAACUGUGCCUCUUAAUUCAAUUUCCCCCAGUUUUUAUGAUGAAUAGUUGUUUUCUUCUCGAUCAAAUCCCAGUUUUAUAAUUUAACUAUAGUUAAUUAAUAAUUCCUAGAUAAAUUUCGUAAAAAAUGUAGUUCUUAGAUAAAUUAAGAUUGUUUAGCUACUAUUUUAUACGUAAUUGUAUAAAGUAUGUGUUUGAAAUUGAUUUGGUGGGUACCUAUCCCUUCCUACGUUGUUAUAAGAUUGUUAAGGAACCACUUUAGGAGGUUGGUCACUCUAGGAAAUGGAAGGCUCACAAACCUGAUGAGAGGAGCCAAGUGUGAUCGGAUUUUGGGUAGGUGUUGGUUUUUUUAGGGUGGAUACGAAGCUCACUUGAUAGCCCUUCUCUUUCUAUGAGUUGGGCCAGUUCAAGAUGUGGGAUCAUGUGACCACAGGAAAGCCACGAGAACACUGAUAUUUUGCCAUGGCACACAAGACUAAAUAAGGCUACAAGAUAUUGAGUCAAAGAAAUAAUUUUUUGGUUUGGAUUAAUAGUGAGAGAAAGAAAAUGUGUUCCGAAUGAAAAGAACUUAUAAUGAUGUGUCUGUUAAAAGGGAGGAGGAAAGAGAAAAGGGAAGGAAGGAAGGAUAGUCCUCCAACUUGAAUGGGGUUUUGAUUUUUCUACAAAACACUCUCUCAAAUAAGGGAGUGUCAUUAUCACAUAUUAAAAAAGCAUGAAUUUUGCGUCGUCCUUGUGCAGAAGAUUGAAUAUCAAGGAACUUGUGACAAAUGUUCCUGUGUACAGAAGCACUAGUGAGGUUUCUGGAGAGGGGUUGAGUUUGGUGUUCCGUCGUUGGGCUACCAAAAGGACAGCUGGGUCCACAAAAAAUGGACGUGAUUCAAAACCUAAGAACCUUGGAGUGAAAAAAUUUGGUGGAGAGAGGGUGAUGCCCGGAAACAUCAUUGUUAGGCAGCGUGGUACUCGUUUUCAUCCAGGAAACUAUGUUGGAUGUGGGAAAGAUCAUACUCUUUAUGCUUUGAAAGAGGGAUCGUUGAAGUUUGAACGCAAUAAGCUGACUGGUCGCAAGUGGGUGCAUGUUGUGCCUAAGGAUGGUCAUGUUCUCCACCCUGUGUUUGCAUAUGCUUCGGCAAUCGAACCACAAGCUACUCUCUUAGAGUCUGACCAAUUUCAUGCAUGAUCGGUUUUUUUUGGCUUAUGUGAACUGAACUCCUAUAUUUUCUAUCUCUGAAGUAUGUUUUUUGGCACAUGGUUUCCUACUCAAAUAAUUUCAAAGAUUGAUUCUAGAAUGAAAUUAAUAGUAGGUGCUUCAGUUUUUUGCCCUUUUUUAUUUGUCAAAAUUGUCUUAACCAACUUUGUUAGUUAACAUUUAUCUUGGUUGAAUAAUUGUAUAAAGAUUUCUUUGGCUUAAAUAAUUCAUUUGAUGGUCUGGAAUUCACUAUUA